AUGCUUGCAAUUCACUCGCUUUUGUAACUCGAAUCUGCUUACUCGUGUCGCGUAGUGCUCGUCAAAUUAGAUUAACAAAAAAACGCGUUCGAAUUUAUUUACCAUACAUUUUAGAUUGAUUCGCGAUUUGUGCGCACCUGUUCUGAUCGUUGGUGAAGAGUGCAUUCGAUAUCUACCGGUAAAAGGAGUUUCUAAACGUACGACGGAAAAAUGUCCUCGCGGUUGAAUUUAGUUCGCGCGUUUCUCAGUCAGUCUGGUUCAUCCGGAGAUGCCGCGGAACGCACGAAGGCCCCAUCUUCCGGCGAAGCCCCCAGCGAAGGGGUCGACAGUGGUUUUCAAACGCGCACCCCGGAAAGCACCCCGACCACACAACGUAAAGGAAUUGGACGCGGCCAGUUGACCUCGGAUGCUGGCAGAGCCACCGGAACAUCUGGAGCGGAUUCAUCGGAAUCGGAUGACAAACAGUCCAGUAUUGGAUCUGCCAUGCCGUCCUUGAGCGGUCGCGGAAGGGCUCAGUUUAUUCAGGCCCUUAUCCGUCAACCGUUCGAACCGGCGCCAUCGGUUGUCUCCGACGAUUCGUCCUCCAUGGUGUCUGCAAGGGUGUCGCAAAUUGCCUGCGGCAGAGGAAGAUUCAUCCAGCAGCUGCUGAACACGGCUGCGGAUGCCGAGAGCAUCGAAACACAAUCGAACGGAAAACAUGACGAACUCUCCGAAGCGGUUUCACAGGUCACCAUCGCUGAAACGGUCGAAACGGUGGAAAAAGCACCGGUCAUCAAGACUGGAUCGAGCGGAACUCCUGUCCGACUGAUGACCAACUACAUUCGUUUGGCUUGUGAUCCGGACCGCGGAAUCUACGAAUACGAAGUACGGUUCCAUCCCUUGGUGGACUCGAAAGCAAUUAGAGCUCGUUACAUCGCACAACACAAGGAUGUCCUUGGCAAUGCUAAAACGUUCGACGGCGUUAAGCUGUUCCUGCCAAAGAAGCUUCCCCAAGCGGAACUCACCCUCCAAUCGAAGAACCCCGUCGACGGCCACGAAGUUACGAUCAAGAUCAUUUACAAGCGCAAACAGCGAAUGAGCGAGAACAUUCAAUUCUACAACAUUCUCUUCCAACGCAUUAUGAAAGUCCUGAAGAUGGUCGAGAUGGGUCGUAAGAACUUUGACCCCUCGGCCCCGAAACUGAUUCCGCAGCAUCGUCUGGAGAUCUGGCCGGGAUACGUUAGCGCUGUGGACGAAUAUGAGGGCGGCUUGAUGUUGAAUCUCGACGUGUCCCAUCGUGUGCUGCUCCAGACGACGGUUUUGGAUCACAUCCGAACGCUGGCAAGGGCCAAUCCCCAAGAUUACAAAAACAUGGCCACCAAAUCGCUGCUGGGAGCCGUUAUAUUGACCCGAUACAACAACAAAACGUACCGUAUCGACGACAUUCUGUUCGAUCAGAAUCCGACCAUGACUUUCGAAGCCAACGGGCAGCCAAUUUCGUACCUGCAGUAUUACAAACAGCAGUACAACAUCGACAUCCACGAUCUGAAGCAGCCGCUGCUGAUUAAUCGCAAGGAGCGUCGUGUAUCUGGCCAAGACAAACCGAUGGAAAUGAUCAUGUGCUUGAUCCCGGAGAUUUGCUACCUUACCGGAUUGACCGACGAGAUGCGAAGCGAUUUCAAGGUGAUGAGAGACAUCGCUGCCUUCACCCGGGUAUCGCCGAAUCAACGUUUAAACAGCAUGCGUCAAUUCUGUCGCAACGUGAACGAAAACAAGGAAGCCCGGGAAAUUCUGGAAGUCUGGGGCCUAACACUGGACAUGAAUGCUCUUAUGAUGGAGGGACGUUGCUUCAAAGAGGAACAGGUGAACUUCAGUGGGGUGAAUGUGGGUGUUGGAAAGAGUGGAGAUUUCAACCGGGCCGUCACCAGUAACAACGUUCUGCAAGCGGUCAACAUUCGCAACUGGCUCUUGGUGCACACGGCGAAGGACACCAGAAUUGCCAAAUCGUUUAUGGAUUGCGUUGAACGCAGCUGUCGUCCCAUGGGUAUUCAAAUUGGACCGCCAGCAAUUGAGGUUCUGCAGGCCGACAAAACCGAGCUGUACGUACAGCUGCUGCGUACGAAAAUUCGCCAGGAAACGCAAAUCGUUGUUAUAAUCUGCCCAACGUCAAGAGAUGACCGAUACGCUGCUAUCAAACGUAUUUGCUGUUCGGAAAUCCCAGUCCCAUCGCAGGUCAUCAACGCUCGCACUCUGAGUAACGAGGCCAAAAACCGAGCCAUUGUGCAGAAGAUCAUCCUCCAGAUGAACUGCAAACUGGGUGGAACGCUGUGGAGCAUUCGUAUCCCGUUCGACAACGUGAUGAUCGCCGGCAUCGAUACCUAUCACGAUCCGAAGCAGAAGAGCAACUCCGUUUCGGCAUUCGUAGCUUCGUUGAAUGGUGACUACACCAGAUGGUAUUCACGUGCUUGCAUUCAGAGCAAGAAGGAGGAGUUCAUCAACGGAUUGUGUGCAUCGAUGGAGAAGUCUUUGAAGGCUUACCAGAAGGCAAACUGUCAGCUGCCGAAGAAGAUUAUCAUUUUCAGAGAUGGCGUUGGAGACGGUCAGCUGCGAAUGUGCUCCGAGUACGAAAUUCCACAACUGCAGGAGUCGUGUAAGCUAGUGGAACCGGAUUACAAUCCGGAGAUAACAUUCAUUGUCGUCCAGAAGCGUAUCAACACCCGUAUGUUCCGUAUCGACGGUAACAACUUGGAAAACCCGAACCCUGGCACCGUUCUGGAUCACACCAUCACCCGACGCAACCACUUCGAUUACUUCCUGGUGCCGCAGUCGGUCCGGCAGGGCAGCGUCUCGCCCACUCACUACAUUGUGGUCCACAACCAGUCGAACCACUCGCCGGACAUCCUGCAACGGUUGAGCUACAAACUGUGCUAUCUGUACUACAACUGGCCCGGAAGUGUUCGAGUUCCUGCUUGCUGUCAGUACGCCCACAAAAUGGCCUAUCUCAUUGGACAGUCGGUGAAACGGAAUCCGGACGAGGCGCUGAACGACAAACUGUUCUACCUGUGAAUGGCGUCAUCGGUUUACCGCCAGCUGGGAGUUUUGUUUUAUCCAAAGGGACUGAGUUGUUUUCGAUUUAUGUUUUCUUCUCGAAAUGAGAUGUGUUUUAUCAAGUUUCUAUAGAGAGAGAGAUACCUAAAAUGAGUGCCUUGUUAAUCAGCGACAUGAUUUUCCCGCUGAGAUAACCUAUAAAAUGUUUUUGUUACAACAUAUUCGGUAACUAAAGACUGAAUUCCAUCUAUUUUUGAGUUACCUCAUCAAUGACGCGUUUUGAGUGAACUAGAAGAGAAAAAUCUAACGUCUUUGAGCUCCUCGCUCGCCCUGGUUUUCAAUUUCAGGCACUCGAUACAUUUUAAAACAUUUCAACACAUCUGAACACGCCAAAUACGUCGUUGGCUGUUUGUACCAGAGUCGUACAAAUUACAUUCUCCACAAUAUGUUAACUUCUAACGUUGGACUGAGCAAUGAUAACGUUCUACUAACCUACAUUUAUUAGAAUGAAAUAACAGUUAGUGCAUAAUCAAGGAA
Messenger RNA from Aedes aegypti (yellow fever mosquito), 3564 nucleotides. Its product is annotated as protein argonaute-3. The transcript has 7 exons. The record is from RefSeq and is a predicted model, not a curated record. Gene Ontology annotation, molecular function: protein binding; piRNA binding. Bases 211 to 3045 code for a protein of 944 amino acids. Lineage: Eukaryota; Metazoa; Arthropoda; Insecta; Diptera; Culicidae. Gene Ontology annotation, cellular component: P granule. Gene Ontology annotation, biological process: regulatory ncRNA-mediated gene silencing.